Molecule: messenger RNA, 402 nt
Organism: Monascus purpureus
Lineage: Eukaryota; Fungi; Ascomycota; Eurotiomycetes; Eurotiales; Aspergillaceae
Source: the annotation of a GenBank genome assembly
AUGAUCAUGGACGAGGCGACUGCAUCCAUGGACAUGGAAUCGGAUGCGCGCAUCCAGCGGUCAAUCCGAGAGGAUAUCCAAGGGUGCACUUUGCUGGUCAUUGCGCAUCGACUAUCGACCGUUGCGGAUUUCGAUCGGAUCCUCGUCAUGGAUGACGGGAAGGCAGUGGAGUUUGAUACGCCGGCAGCGCCGAUGGGUAUUGAAGACGGCAUUUUCCGGGGAUUAGUGGAGCAGAGCAGCGACAGGAAUGACGACCGACCUCAUGCCAAUGCCAGGCAAAGUAGCUGUCGCUGGCCCUGGGAAAGGUUCCAACCUCCUUCCGAGAUCGGGGAGGAAAGGCUCAGGAAGGAUUCCACGUUGGAAUCGGUUUCAGUCUCGGCUUCCUCUACUGGUGCCGGGUAA